This is a messenger RNA of Lacerta agilis (Sand lizard), 1012 nucleotides long. RefSeq names its product podocalyxin-like. Lineage: Eukaryota; Metazoa; Chordata; Lepidosauria; Squamata; Lacertidae. The record is from RefSeq and is a predicted model, not a curated record. The transcript has a single exon. Bases 20 to 787 code for a protein of 255 amino acids.
AGGCACACCACAGAGGGAGAUGCAGAACCAUCUCAAGGAGAAAAAGGAACUGCGGAGAGCAGCCCAGCCAGUGCCUUCUUUCCCUCCAGCGAGGCAGCUGUCUGGAUAUAGCAGCGCCUCUUUCUAUGACUACACAAGUCUCUCACCCUCCACAGAAUCAACCAGUUCUCCUGGCUUUCAGUACAACAGUUCUUCAGAAACAGAAUCCACUACCACCUCAGACAGCACCAGUCCAUCGCGCUCUGGACACGGGAGCGCCUCCUCAGCUUCUCUGCUGGUGAUAGGUUCCUUGGAGCACCCUGAGCCCUCAGCCUUUAGGCACAUCAGCUCCUUAAGCGAACGCUCCUUAUGUUUUGAAAGUGGUCCCUCAAGAUCAGAGAGGGACGCCGCCAGUUCCCCUGACCACAGCUCAGCACUUGAAGGAUGGGUUGAUGGCUCUGGUUCUCCAAGUCUUGCUGGGAAUGGGGACUCUCCUGAGAUCAGGCCUUCCGGUCCUCCUGCAAGCCCAGAAGAGUGGUCCGCCCCCGCAAUGUGCUCUCCUGAAUGCGGGCCUUCAAAGCCUCCAUCUGGAGAGCGCCACCAAGGGAAUACAAGUGGUCCAGCCUCGGAGAGUGAAAGUGACCCCAAAGGCCCCAUCAGGCUCGCAGCAUUUUCUCCUCAUAUAAUGCUCAAGCACCUGAGAGGGAAUUGCAGCUGCUGGCAAAAGAGACAAACCUCCAGUAAAGAGGUUGCAGCAACUUGCAACAACGCAUUCACUGAUGGCAAAAAAGACCCUUCAGCUCACUAAGGACCACUUCUGCUGGGGCUAGUGGCUUGGGGAGGGCACGUGCCCCGGGCCUAACUAGGUCCUCCAGGCCUCCCAUUUGGCCUAUGACCCCAGGCUGUUUUGGCCGAGCCAUGACCAACUGCCCUACAUCUGAUGACAUAGGAGCCAUCGGGUAUGAAGUAGGUAAAAGGUGGGGCUUGGAUGAAAAGGGGCUUUGCAGGCACUGAUGACCUGCUGAUAAAUAGA